This is a messenger RNA of Neopsephotus bourkii (Bourke's parrot), 3617 nucleotides long. RefSeq names its product mitogen-activated protein kinase 10 (gene MAPK10). The record is from RefSeq and is a predicted model, not a curated record. The transcript is spliced from 15 exons. Gene Ontology annotation, cellular component: nucleus; cytoplasm. Gene Ontology annotation, biological process: JNK cascade; protein phosphorylation. Bases 829 to 2109 code for a protein of 426 amino acids. Gene Ontology annotation, molecular function: ATP binding; JUN kinase activity. Lineage: Eukaryota; Metazoa; Chordata; Aves; Psittaciformes; Psittacidae.
CCCAAGCUCUCUGCCUGUCUCCUCUGGUAGAUUCCACAAUGGUACAGCCAGCAUCACGCUGCACAAUGGUUUCCAGGCAGUGAAAGAGCGUGAUUCAGCAAGCCACUCUUUUUUUUUUUCCCCCCUUUUUUUUUCCUUCCUUUAUUUCAUUAUUAUCAGACAUUUUGCCUCCCCUUUUUCUGUUCUGCUCUACCCUUUCCCUCAGACAUUCAUUUAGUUCUUUAAAUGAAAACAGUGAUUUACCUUGAAUCCAGCUGCCCAUCUUUUUAUUUUUUAUUAUUAUUAUCAUCAUAAAUAACCCAUUUUUUUCUUGCCACUGUUUGGAAUGUGAUUUUAAAAAUACCACCUACAGUCGCAGUCUGGGGGAAAGGUUUCUGGACGAGGAAAAUAGCUCGCAAGCACGGAAUGGGCUAGUAUUAGAAACCUGUACCAGCAGCAGGUCAGACUCAAAUAUCAGCUAUGGCAACCCAUGCAUGAAGUUGAUGCCUUUGAACCAUUUCCUAUAGAUGAGACAUAGCACAUGCCGUGCUGUCUUCCGCUGGGACGAGGUGAAACUUCGCCAGGCUGCAUUUGUUGAGCAUUGGUCCCCAGAUUUGCAGCUCUUCCUGGGAAGACCUCAGAACAGAACAAUUACAAGUCACCUGGACAAAAUGUAACUUCACUGUCAAUAUCCUAUCCCUGGUAUUUAUGAGCCGCCAUUUCUUGUAUUAUUGUGGUGAACCUACUCUGGAUGUGAAGAUUGCCUUUUGUCAGGUGUGUGUUCCUUACAGGUAAACCAAGGGAUUUGGGAAACAAGUGGAUGUGUCAUAUAUUGCCAAACAUUACAACAUGAGCAAAAGCAAAGUUGACAACCAGUUCUACAGCGUGGAAGUAGGUGACUCAACCUUCACAGUUCUCAAACGCUACCAGAACUUGAAACCUAUUGGCUCUGGGGCUCAGGGAAUAGUUUGUGCUGCAUAUGAUGCCGUCCUUGACAGAAACGUGGCCAUUAAGAAGCUCAGCAGACCUUUUCAGAACCAAACUCAUGCCAAGCGAGCUUACAGGGAGCUGGUCCUCAUGAAGUGUGUGAAUCAUAAAAAUAUUAUCAGUUUAUUAAAUGUCUUCACACCACAGAAAUCUCUGGAGGAAUUUCAGGAUGUUUACCUGGUAAUGGAAUUAAUGGAUGCCAAUCUGUGCCAGGUCAUUCAGAUGGAGCUAGACCAUGAACGUAUGUCUUAUCUACUGUACCAAAUGCUCUGUGGUAUCAAGCAUCUUCACUCUGCAGGAAUUAUUCACAGGGAUUUAAAACCAAGUAAUAUUGUGGUAAAAUCUGACUGCACGUUGAAGAUUUUGGAUUUUGGACUGGCCAGGACUGCGGGCACUAGCUUCAUGAUGACUCCCUAUGUGGUGACACGUUACUAUAGAGCACCAGAGGUCAUCUUGGGAAUGGGCUACAAGGAGAACGUGGAUAUAUGGUCUGUGGGAUGCAUUAUGGGAGAAAUGGUUCGCCACAAAAUCCUCUUUCCAGGAAGGGACUAUAUUGAUCAGUGGAAUAAAGUUAUUGAGCAGCUGGGAACACCCUGUCCAGAAUUCAUGAAGAAGCUGCAGCCCACAGUACGGAACUAUGUUGAGAACAGACCCAAGUAUGCUGGCCUCACUUUCCCCAAACUUUUUCCAGACUCCCUCUUCCCUGCUGACUCAGAACACAACAAACUCAAAGCCAGCCAAGCCAGGGACCUUUUAUCAAAGAUGCUAGUCAUUGAUCCAGCCAAGAGAAUAUCAGUAGAUGAAGCCUUACAGCAUCCAUACAUUAAUGUCUGGUAUGACCCGGCAGAAGUGGAGGCGCCACCUCCUCAGAUAUAUGAUAAACAGCUGGAUGAAAGAGAACAUACAAUUGAGGAAUGGAAAGAACUCAUCUACAAAGAAGUAAUGAACUCUGAAGAAAAGACUAAAAAUGGUGUAGUAAAAGGACAGCCUUCUCCUUCAGGUGCAGCAGUGAACAGCAGUGAAAGCCUCCCUCCAUCCUCAUCUGUCAAUGACAUCUCAUCCAUGUCCACGGAUCAAACACUGGCGUCUGACACAGACAGCAGCCUGGAAGCUUCUGCGGGACCCCUUGGUUGUUGCAGGUGACUAGCCGCCUGCCUGCGAAACCCAGCGUUCUUCAGAGGAUGAUGUGAUUUAGGAGGAAAAAUUAACAGGAGUUAAGAAAUGAAAAGGAAGAUAAACGAGAUACAAAGAUUUAAGUGAAACAAACAAAAUCUUUUCAGCCUGCUUCUCCUACAGAUUUAUGUAAUGCAGCUAAGCUAAAGUGUAUAUUUAACUUAUAGUUGCUCUGCUUUGGUCUUCUUCCAGUAAUGCUUACUGGGGGGCAAGGAAAAAAGGAACUAAAUAAUCCUUUUUUUUAAUCCCCUCCCCAUAAGAUGUAAAAUUAAUGGCUGCAAAACCAGCAACCUGCAACUGUCCUUUUCACACUGGCAUGCCAAGGUGUGCAGUAGUCACUCCCAAACAUAUGAGUGUGUAUCUGCCUUCACUCUCUGUUCUGUCAUCUUCUGCCCAGUGAUGCAGAUAGGGAUGUACAUGCAUUGUUCAUCAUAUACCAAUAGCACAUACACACAGGUGCCAAUAGAAUUCUGUCAGCGCAUGCAGCUGGGUGCCUAUAGGAACAUGCACAUCUGCAUAUGGACUUAAUGUGCACUUCACAACUAUAAAUGGCCCGUUUCAGAUGAACUGCAUAACUACAUCUGUGAUAUUACCAGUACAUAUUAUAUUUGUUUAUUCAUUGAUGAGGUUGCAUAACUUGUAUGAGGGUUUGUGGAAGUGUAAAUAACCACAUUGAAAUGUGGCUCCCUCAGACACUUGAAGAUGUAGCACCAAAAUUUCUGUUGAGAUUUGUAUAUAUAUUUUGAAAUAGUAAGCAGUUUGUAUUGAAAGAAGAAGCCACAGAGCUUCAUAGAAAAAUGUUCAUGAAUGUUAAGACUUGGUAUGAUUUUUAAAGCAGAUAUGCCAAGCUAAAACCAGGUUAGAAGGAAGCACAUGUAUCUUUGCAAGAUACAGGGAACAGAAAUGAAGGGGUUUUUAUACAUGUCUAAGCCUGGAAGGUUUUAUCUCAGUAAGCAACUUUUCCUGCUAAUGUUAAGUGAAUUACCAUCUUAGUUCAUAGAUAGGUUUGCUAUUAUGAAUUACAUGUAUUCACAAUACCUGUGGCUUGUGUGUUAUGUUAGAGUGGUAUGACAGGGUUGGGAAAAAGGCAGAAAAAUAUCAAAAGGUCAUGCAACAACUUGUUUUUAUUUUACUUCUAUGUCUUUAUAGGUUAAAUAUUUGCAGCCCACUCCCUCUCUAGUAUACGUUUGCAGCUUAGAGGUUUUUUUCCCCUUUAAAUAAUUCUCUUGCAGUGAUCUCUACUGCUAAGACAACAGGCCUUCUCUAGGUGCUUUUGGCUGUUCCUUUGCUUGUGACAAACCAUCGGACUCCUUCAGGAAGUCUUAUCAGCUGUGUUACAUGGAAAGGAACCACAGAGUGAGCGGAUCUAAUAUUCCUGUAUUCUGAGUAAUAACAGAGGAUAUCAAUCAGCUAGUGUGCUGGGCUGAAAUGGUCUCAAUCAGGGGUCUUAGGUGAUAUAGUCAGAAGAACCUGACAGU